Molecule: messenger RNA, 453 nt
Organism: Cylicostephanus goldi
Lineage: Eukaryota; Metazoa; Nematoda; Chromadorea; Rhabditida; Strongylidae
Source: the annotation of a GenBank genome assembly
AUGGAUAACUCUUCCUAUACCGAGCAAGCUCGCCUUCUUUCGCAAUUUGCGGAAGCAGCGAAACAGGGCAAAAAGAGUGAAGUGGAGGAUCAGUACACGGCUCUCGCUCAGAUGCUCACAACCAUAAAUCCGAUGCAGCAGCAGCAGGCAAACAACGUGAACUGCAAUUACUAUGACUACUACAAAAAUCUUCUCUCGUGCACUCUGAGCGAUCCUGCUUUCCUGUCUAACCUGCUCCAGUCGCUUGACCUUUACGGUUUGGGAGUCCGCCAAGGAAUGCACCAUCCUGCCCAGCACCACCAUCAUCUCGUAGGACAACCCAUUCCGCCAAACCCCGUCCCACAUGCCAACCUGCACCAGUACCUUACAGCUGCAGCUAUGCUCAACUCGGCCCCAUUCCCCAACGAUGGCUCCGGCGAUGGCCCCAAGAACAAAAUUCGCAACUCAGCGUAG